Messenger RNA from Heterobilharzia americana, 3510 nucleotides. NCBI's taxonomy places the organism in Eukaryota, Metazoa, Platyhelminthes, Trematoda, Strigeidida, Schistosomatidae. The record is from the annotation of a GenBank genome assembly.
AUGAUGUCAUCAUCAUCUAACGAAUCAGAUGACAAUGAUACAGUAACACAGGGAAAACAGAAUUUCGAUUUACGUCGAUUUUUGUCGACUGAACGUGAACAACUAAUAUGGUAUAGUCAAGGUCUACCAUCAGAUCAGUUAUCAGGAGAAAAUGCUGUAACAGUUGUUCAUACUGAAAGGUGUCCAUUUAUAGUUGAUCCUUCGUCAAGAGCAUUGAAUUGGCUGAAAACACAUCUUAAGGAUCAGCGUUUAGAAGUGAUCACUCCACAGAGUCCUAACUUUGUUACCACAUUAGAACUAGCUGUAAGAUUCGGAAAGUGUCUAAUUAUACAAGAAGUUGAUGAAAUUGAGCCCAUCCUUAUGCCACUUUUAUCAAAAGAUUUAAUUUUACAAGGUUCUCGCAAUUCUGUAAUGCUCGGAGAAAAGUUGGUUGAUUAUCAUCAAGAUUUUCGUAUGUAUUUAUGCACACGAGAAACCCCAAGAACACCGGGUACUGUUCAACCGAUCAACGCAACAUCAUUGGUUACCAUAGUUAAUUUUAUUACAACACGAGCUGGAUUAAUUGAUCAAUUAUUAGAAAUCACUUUACAAAAUGAACGUCCAGAGUUAGAAAACAGACGACAACAAUUAGUUCGUGAUGAAGAAAAUAUGAAAAUUGAAUUAGCUCAACUAGAAAAUGACUUAUUAGAGGAGCUGGCCAAUGCUCACGGUAAUAUCCUGGAGAAUAAAGAAUUGUUGACAUCUCUGAAUAAGACUAAACAAUCAAGUCUGAUUGUGACAAAUUCUCUUAAAGAAUCUCUGCGCUUGCAAAGUGAAUUAGACAAGGAAAGAAACAUAUUUCAUCCGCUAGCUGAAACUGGGAGUCGGCUUUACUUCGCCUUGAAAGAUCUCGUGAAAAUCAAUCAUAUGUAUCAGUUUAGUUUAAACAGCUUUCUCUACCUUUUUAAGCGUGCUCUUUCUAUGCCAUAUGAUACUGGACUGCAGGCUGUAGAACGUAUUAAAUCACUACAAAAGCUUGUAGAAAUAUUGGUUUAUGAAAACGUCUCCCGGGCAUUGUUUAAAUCCGAUCGCUUAAUAUUUGCAUUACAUCUGGUGCAUAUUAUACGUCCACAAUCAUUAACAGAUGAGGAAUGGCUUUUCUUCAUUGGACUAAGUGUAACAGAAUCACAUCCAGCUGUAGAGAACGCACCCAGCUGGCUAGAUCGAGAACGAGCUCGAAACGUACUGAAUCUUAAAGCAGCACUUCCGAGUGUUUAUGAAAAUCUGUGUUUCGGAGAUGCUAAAUUUUGGACGAAUUGGUUACAUGAAAAUGAUGUUGAAACUAAAUCUAUUCCCAGUGCUUUAAAUUCAAAAUCAAUUAGUCCAUUUCAUUAUAUGGUCCUUGCAAUUCAAGCUCUUCGACCUGAUCGUUUGCAUACAGCUCUGUCGCAAUUCACUAUUCGAACCUUAGAUUUACCUCAAUUAAGUCCAUCAACUUUGAAUUUGCACAGAUUAUUUGAAAGUGAAACAAGACCAACAGAACCUGUACUUAUAUUAAUCACUCCAGGAGCAGAUCCUUCACAAGAAUUGGAAGAAGCAGCUAAAAUUUAUUUCGCGCGUAAAGAAUACACUAAAACAACAGAGAAAAUCUCUACAUCAUUAGCAGUGAAUUAUCGUCAAAUUGCUAUGGGUCAGGGUCAAACUGAUUUGGCCAUAAGUGAAUUGCGUGAUGCGGCAAAAUCUGGUCAUUGGCUAUGUCUAAAAAAUUUACACCUUGUUGUACACUGGUUACCAGUGUUAGAGAAAGAAAUUAAUAAGUUACUAUUUAAUGUGUAUAAAAAAGGCGAAAAUACCACCAGUAAUUAUAACAACGGUGAUAUUGUUAAGAAUGCAGUUGAAAAUAAUUAUUCUGUACAUGAAGACUUCAGACUAUGGUUAACAGCUGAACCACGUACAACAUUUCCAUGUACCCUGUUGCAAGGUUGCCUUAAAAUUGCUUACGAAGCUCCACCGGGACUAAAACGUAACUUAAGAAGGACUUACGAAACUUGGCCUAGAAAUUAUAUAUCUCAAGGAAAUUCAAAAACUCGGGCUAGUCUUCUCGCUUGUUUAGCUUGGUUUCAUGCAGUUGUACAAGAAAGACGGACUUAUAUACCACAAGGAUGGACAAAGUUUUACGAAUUCACAUUUGCUGAUCUGCGUACUGGAGCAGAAAUUAUCGAUCGUUUACUACUAACUGAUCAUGGGAAAAUGUCUAGAACAAUUAAAGAUGUAUGGUCGUGGAUCCAUGGUUUAUUUGGUGAAUCAAUUUACGGUGGUCGUAUGGAUAACACACUAGACUUAGGUGUAUUAAAUUCGUAUCUUACUUCAAUAUUCAGUGAUGAAACAGUGAGAAAUCUUCAACUUGGUCCUUUCAAGCUACCGGGUACAACUGAAUUAAAAGAUUAUAUUGUUCAAAUCGAUGCUCUGCCAGACCAUGAUCUUCCUACGCACUUCAAUCUAUCGCCUAAUAUUGAAAGUAGUCUACAACGAAGCGAAGCGAAUCGUGUAAUCGCCCAACUUCGACUGCUUAACAGACCUUUAAUGGAUUCACAACAUAAAUUUGAUAAGAGUGUGUGGAGCAAGGAAUUAGGACCAGUAUUGAUACUGUGGAAGAAACUUAACCAAGGCUUGAAUCUGAUACAGUCACGAGCUUCAAAUCAAAGUAAAAGAUUCCCUGUGUCUAAAACAGAUUGUCAUAGUCAGCAUGAAGACAGAUCAACUAACGAAAGGCCAGUUAGAGAAUUUCUACAAUUAGAAUUACACAAUGCACUACAGCUUGUCCAAAGUGUACAUUCUAGUUUGGCUAGUCUUUCAAGAGCAUGUAGAGGUACUCAGUUGGUUAGAGGAAACCUGUAUCAAUUAGCUAACAGUUUGUUGAAGGGUGAAACACCUGAUUCUUGGUUAUCACAAUGGCCUGAAGGACCAGAUGAAGUAGUUCCAUUCCUCAAAGAUUUAGUAGCUAAAGCGAAUGCUGUACAGACAUGGACUAAGCAAGCCGAAAAUGAUCAGUUUCUUAGUGAACAAAAUACACAUGGUUUAGAUUUAGCGAAUCUAUUUCGUCCGACCACAUUUCUCAAUGCUCUACGUCAACAAACUGCUAGACAACUAGAUGUAUCAAUUGAUACACUUAAACUAUCUUGCCAAUGGUUACAAUUGAAUCAAUCGAGCAGUAUGCUAUCCACUGAUAACAACAAAUCAAUAGCUGUACGAAUCACCAAUCUAAAAUUAGAAGGCGCCAAUUUUCGUAAUGGUCAACUUAGUCAGAGUUAUUCAGAUGAUCCAAGUCUUAUACAAUUACCUGAUAUUAUUUUGAAAUGGAUUCCAAAGCAUGAAUUGGAUCCUUUGUGUGAGAAUGAUUCUAUCUCUCUACCAAUUUACUUGAAUAAUACCCGCAGUAAUUUGAUGACACAUAUUCGUGUACCAUGUCCUCCAGGGAGUCAAAAUCAAUGGAUUCAAGCUGGCACAGCUUUACUACUCAGUUGUGCAUAA